AUGCUCUGCCAGAACUUGCUACCCCAGGCCAGAGACAGAAUUUGCUACCUCUUGCGUUUCCAGAAGGUGCCAGGACAGCGAGUGAGAACGAGGAGGAGAAUCCCCAGCAGGAAGGGUCUGCGGGAACAGAGCUGCCCAGGACGUCUGCCACACAGCGGGGAGGAGCCAGCGAGAGCCCGGGCGGGGCAGGACCGCAGCAGGGAGAGCCCCUGGAGGAGAACGAAGCCGCCCCGGGGGAGAAACCCUACCAGGGCACCCAGUGCCACAAACGCUUCAGCCGCAGCUCCAACCUGCUCCGUCACCGGCGCUCCCACACGGGUGAACAGCCGUUUCGCUGCACCGUGUGUGGGAAGGGCUUCACGCAGCGCGGGGAACCUCACGGAGCACAGCCGGAUCCACGCCGGGGAGCGCCCCUCCCAGUGCCCCCAGUGCGGGAAGGCCUUCGCCCUGAGCGCCUCCCUGCACCAGCACCGCCGCAGCCACACCGGAGAGCGGCCCUACACGGGCCUAGAGUGGGGGAAGGGCUUUGGGGUGAGCUCUGCGCUCGUGGUCCACCAACGCAUCCACACCUGGGAGCGCCCCCACCGGAGCGGGGAGUGUGGGCGUGGCUUCUGCCACAGCUCCAACCUGGUACGGCACCUGCGCACCCACACCGGGGAGCGGCCCUACAGCUGCGCCCAGUGCGGCAAGCACUUUGGGGAGAGCUCUGCCCUGAUCCAGCACCGGCACACUCAUGCCAGCGAGCGCCCCUACCAGUGCCCUGACUGUGGGCAGGGCUUCAGCCAGGCCUCCCAGCUGGCCCAGCACCGGCGCACCCACACCGGGGGACGGCCCUGUGCCGAGUGCGGGCGGCGCUUCGGGGAGAGCUCCAACCUCAUCAAGCACCAGCAGGGGCAUUCGGGGGAGCGGCCCUACAAGUGCCCCCGGUGCAGGAAAGGGUUCGGCCACCCCUCCAACCUGAUCCACCACCAGCGCACCCACAUGGACGCCGAGCCCUUCAAAUGCCCUGACUGUGGGAAGAGCUUCACCCAACAGCCGCUACACCCAGCACGGCCAGGUCCAUGCCGGCCAGGAGCCCUACCAGUGCCCCCAGUGUGGGAAGGGCUUCUGCCAGAGCUCCCAUUACACCUACCACCAGCGCAGCCACACCGGAGAGCAGCCCUUCCGCUGUGCCGGCUGCGGGAAGGGCUUUACUUCUGGUGGCACAUUGGACAGAGAGCUGCGCUGGGGUCCAAGCCCGGGCGUGUUCUCUGCACCGAGCCCUGGGGGGAGAUUUCACCGAGCCCGGUCUCACCUGUUUCUUCUCCUGCACAGGAUUCCCCAUCCUCGACCCAACCUCAAUCCCCCGGAUGGAGCGAGGGGAAGAGCCCAGGGUCCCGGAUCUCCAGGGCUCCGAGGGGAGGGAGAUCCCGAGAGGUGCCCGCGCAGCACAGGGAACAAGCCCUGGCUGGAUUCUCUCUCUCUCUCCCAGUAGGUGCCGGGACAACCAGUGAGAAUGGGGAGGAGAAUCCCCAGCACGACGGGCCUGCAAAACCAGAGCAACAUGGGAUGUCCUGGAGCCCCGAGCAGGGAGAUGUCGGUGGGGCAGGACGGCAGCAAGGAGACCUUCUGAGGGAGAGCUCUGCUGAACGGGAAGGAGAUCCCUGGCAGCUCCAAGACUCCUCUGGGUGUCAGGAGGAGAGACUGGCCAUAUGUGGGCAGUGUGGGGAGAGCUUCUCUCAAUACAAAGACCUCGCUGAGCACCAGAGAUCCCAUAGAGGGGAGAGACCCCAUCAAUGCCCUGACUGCAGGAAGGGUUUCACCUGCAGCUCCCACCUCCUCCAGCACCAGCGCACCCACACUGGCGAGAGACCCUUCCAGUGCCCCGACUGCGGGAAGGGCUUUGGGGUCAGCUCCCACCUCGUUGUCCACCAGCGGGUCCACACGGGGGAGCGCCCCUACAAAUGCCCCGACUGCGGGAAGGGCUUCAGCCAGAGCUCCCACCUGGCCAAGCACCAGCGCACCCACACCGGGGAGCGGCCCUACAGGUGUGCGGCCUGCGGGAAGAGCUUUGGGGACAGCUCCUACCUGAUCCAGCACCAGCGCACCCACACCGGGGAAAGCCCCGGCCUGGCCGGCGGGAGGGGUGCGGAGGAGAGGCCUUACCCAUGUCCCCAGUGCGGGAAGAGCUUUGGCACCAAGCUGGCCCUGAGCCGGCACCAGAACGUGCACAGCGAGGAGCGGCCCUAUGAGUGCGCCGAGUGCGGGAAGAGCUUCAAGCUAAGCCGGCUGCUUAUCCAACACCAGCGGAUCCACACCGGGGAGCGGCCCUACCGAUGCCCCGACUGCGGGCAGAGCUUCGGCCGCAGCUCCCACCUCCGCUCGCACCAGCACAUCCACACCGGCGAGAAACCCCACCCCUGCCCUGACUGCGGGAAGGGCUUCAGCCACGGCUUCCAGCUGGCUCAGCACCGGCGCGUCCACACGGGGGAGCGGCCCUACGGGUGCCCUGACUGCGGGCGCAGCUUCAGCCACCGCUCCACCCUCAUCAAGCACCAGCGCACCCACACCGGGGAGCGGCCCUACCACUGUGCCCAGUGUGGCAAGGACUUCAACUGGAGCUCGGCCUUCAUCAAGCACCGCCGGACCCACUCGGAGGAGCGGCCCUUCCGCUGCGCGGACUGCGGGAAGGGCUUCCGCGAGAGCUGCACCCUCAUCCAGCACCAGAAGAUCCACUCGGAAGAGAAACCCUACAAAUGCCCCGACUGCUGCAAGAGCUUCAGCCUCAGCUCCUACCUCGCCAGGCACCAGAAAAUGCACACGGCCUAGGGACGCCAGCGGAGGGGGCUGCCCUGCCCGCACAGGGGCAUUGUGGGUACCUUUCUGAAGUGGGUGUGCACCCCCUGCUUGCACAGAGAUGUCCUCUCGCCUUCCCUCUGGUGACUGGAGCGUGUAUCAGAAUUUAUGUGGAAUUUGUGGCCCUGGAGGUUUUUAAGAACAGUUCCAGAUCUCGGACAGGUCCCACCUCUCAUUGAUGGUCUAGGUAUAUUUGAUCCUGCCUCAAUGUGGAGGGAGGACUGGAGGACUAGCUGCUUUGGCAGGGGGGAUAGCUCAGUGGUUUGAGCAUUGGUCUGCUAAACCCAGGGUUGUGAGUUCAAUCCUUGAGGGGACCACUUCAGGAACAGUGGUAAAAAUCUGUUUGGGGAUUGGUCCUGCUUUGAGCAGCAGGUUGGACUCAGUGAUCUCCUCAGGUCCCUUCCAACCUGAUAGUUUGUGAUUCUGUGACUUCUCAAGGACCCUUCCAGCCCUGUGAGUCUGCUGCUAACCCCUACACUGAUUGAAUCCCCCAUGGGACAAAAACUUUGAAUUUCAGAGAUUUUAAAAAUUUGAUUUUUUUUUGUCCUGAUUUGUUGAAAGCUCCAAUUUUUUCACAAAAUAUUAUUACUGGGCACAAUAUUUCAUUUGAUUUAUUGUUUUGACUAAUUAUCUUCUGUGCUAUGCGAGGCAGUGUGGCCUAGGGCAGUGUUUCACCACCAGGGCCUUUUCUUGUGGCCGCGGCCUCCUGGGCUGUGAUGGGGGCGGAGAGGCGCAAAGCAGUGGCCCCUCUGCCAGGGCCGCCAGCAGUGGUUGGUCCCUGCCCCCCUCGGGAGACGCAAACGCUGGAGGUGCAGGCGGCUGGUGAAUUCCCCACUUUCCCUAGGGGCGGGGGGCAGGCUUCAGCCAUGGGGCUUUGGUCUCCAUCCACGCCGUGGCAGGCUCCGGUUCAGGCUCUGACCCCAGGCUCACCAUCCCCUACACCAUCACCACCCCCCAUUAUCCCUGGGCCCUGCUGCCUCCCUGCUCCCUCCCCAUCCAGGGCUUAAUCUGUCCCAGGGCUUGCUGGGGCUGAGUAAGUCUGCUGUGAAAAAUAUUAACAAACCUACAAAGAUCACUUUCACAGCAGAAGACUUACCAGCUAGCAAGUCUUAGGGGGGAAAAAAGCACAACCAAAAAAGCAAAAGAAACAACAAAAAAGAACAUGUGAAGCACCUUAUUUGUGUUUCUGUUCUAUUUAUGUCCAGUAAAGAAUAGAAACAGCUGUAAAUUAUUUUCAUUACUGAGUCUGAAAAAACCCUACGUGAAUCCAUUACAAAGUUCCAACUGCCACAGACC
Messenger RNA from Mauremys mutica (yellowpond turtle), 4131 nucleotides. Its product is annotated as zinc finger protein 420-like. NCBI's taxonomy places the organism in Eukaryota, Metazoa, Chordata, Testudines, Geoemydidae. The record is from RefSeq and is a predicted model, not a curated record. Gene Ontology annotation, biological process: regulation of transcription by RNA polymerase II. Bases 1 to 2808 code for a protein of 935 amino acids. Gene Ontology annotation, molecular function: DNA-binding transcription factor activity; RNA polymerase II cis-regulatory region sequence-specific DNA binding. The transcript is spliced from 5 exons.